Messenger RNA from Aspergillus japonicus CBS 114.51, 1610 nucleotides. Its product is annotated as putative endo-1,3(4)-beta-glucanase. The transcript is spliced from 2 exons. The record is from RefSeq and is a predicted model, not a curated record. Lineage: Eukaryota; Fungi; Ascomycota; Eurotiomycetes; Eurotiales; Aspergillaceae. Bases 1 to 1461 code for a protein of 486 amino acids.
AUGGAGGGCUUCUCCUCUUCCUCUUCCACCGUUCUCCGCACUUCUCGUCACAAAUCCUCACCUUUCAUCCGAGAUAUCCCAAUCGACAACAAAGUCUCCAACUCACUCAAACCUCUCACAAACCCCACGAAAUCCAACCAACCCUUCCAGAACCAAAAACAACCCCAAAAGAUGAGCGACCACAACCCCCCGCUCCCACCGGAGGGGACCGACCACCAGCAGCAGCAGCAACCCCAACAAUUCCCGCCCAACCGGCUCAGCCCACCGCGCCUGCUGCGCCUGCCGGGCGGCACGACCCCGAAACAAUACCUGGAGCACUUCUUCAAGCCCCUGCGGGUGGACGAGAGCCUCAUCCGCAACCCGAACCCGUUCACGCUGUACCUGGGCCUGUGGGGGCGGGCCAACUACGUCGCGAAGACGGAGAUGGCGACCUACCGGCGUCUCGAGAACAUCCGGCGGCACACGGGGCGGGCGCCGACGCAGCCGGAGCUGGACGCGCUGCUGGAGAUGAUGGCGCAGAGCGCGCGGCGCAGCAGCCUGGGGGUGCCCGUGGGCGCGCUCGCCGGGCUGGCGCACCAGGCCUACGCCCUGCGCUACUCGGCCGACUGGGACGCCUACUUCGCCCCGCAGGCCACGACCACCCCCGCCGGGAAGCGCGUCCUGACCUGGGCCGGGUUCCGGCGCGGCUGGCAGCUGAUGGGCGACGCCGGCGUCAUGGGCGGCGGCCGCCCCAUGGCCGCCGCCCGCCUCUUCAAGGUCGCCGUCUGGACCCUCGUCGCCGAUUUCUGCGCUUCCUCCUGGGCCACCCUCGGCGAGGUCGCUAUGUGGCGCGAUGAUCCCCGCUUCGAGGCCGUCCGCCGCGAUAUGGAGCGCUCGCGCCCCGCUGGGCCCGCUGCCGAUGUGUCCGACCAGGCCCGCAGGCGCCGCGAGGCCGCUGCCGCUUUUGCUACGGUUGCUGUCGGCCAGGGGGGCGAGCCGGGAGGUGCUGCGGGUUAUGGUGCUGGUGAUGAUGGGUCGCCCGUGGCCCACGGGAUGGAUGAUUAUGGGUUUAGUAGCGGUGGUGGUGGUGGUGGUGAUGAGCACGGUUCGACGACGAACUCGUAUAGUGAGGGUACGCCUCGCUCUACGAGUUGGACUUCGAGGCGGCAGCACCAGCACCAGCAGACGCCCUCCUCCUCCGGGGGUGGCGACUUCUUCGACGACGACGACGAUGCCAGUCCUGUCGCGGCGGAGCAUCGCAGACCCACGGGCGGAAGUGCGUGGGACCGGCUGCGGAUGAACGCCGUGCGACCGCAGUCCAGGCCGCAGCAGGCGGACUGGUCGCGGGCCGAGCAUGAGAGCGAGAGCGAGAGCCACAGUGAGCGCGAGAGGGCCCAGGCGGACUUCGACCGCAUGCUCGAGGCUGAACGGCACGCGGGGUCGGAUUCGGGGAGGAGAAGUGGCGGAUGGAGCAGAUGGUAGUGCGAGAGGCCUGUGCUCCGAGAUCAUGAUUGUCUUCAAGCGCUUUUUAUUCUUACGAGUUCUGGCUACCGUCCCAGGUACAUGUGUCACUAAGUUUUCUUCUGUAUGUAUACGACCGGAUCAUUGCAUCUCUUCUCAAGAUGUCCCAC